Molecule: messenger RNA, 651 nt
Organism: Angiostrongylus costaricensis
Lineage: Eukaryota; Metazoa; Nematoda; Chromadorea; Rhabditida; Metastrongylidae
Source: the annotation of a GenBank genome assembly
AGUUCCGAAACGGACGAGGAGAUGAGUGUAUCGGAGAGACGACGAUACAAAGCCUACACGGUCAUGCAGCGAUCCGGAUUUCAGCACACUGAAUAUGUGAAGAUUAUGGUCCACUUAUGCCGGGCAGAAUUGGCCAUAUCUUUCGCGUUUCUCGUCCACGGACUCGGUUGUCCUGGCUACCCCGACGAAGCGGAGUACCAGAGCACCUGUCACAUGAACACCGUAGCAGCACUGGUAGGCCUACUCACUGGAGCUCUUGGUCUCGGCGCUGUUCAUAAAUAUCGCUGGCGGACAAUGUUGAUGAUGUGGUUGGUGUGCUGUAUUAUCUCGGCUGUCGGCAAUCUGCUCGCCGUGAUAACCACAGGUAUCUGGCUCGACCACCUAUCCAAGAUGAAGGACCGCACUGGCCUCGUCAAUGGUCUAAGCGGAUUUAUGCUGCUGUCUUCAGUAGCCGUCGGAGUGUGCUUCAUUCUUACCGCAGUGAUGAUUUGUCACUAUUGGAAUUCAAAUUCGCCUAAAUAUCAACCCGUUGGGAAAGUAGCGGUGAGUAACGAGGCUGGUUUUGUGGUAAGAUUUGAUCCUCGAAUGUCGUCCAACUCCAUACUGUUUCUUUAUGAGUACCUUUACCGUUCUCCACUUAAAACCUUUUAA